AUGGCCUGUACGCUGCAACAAUCUACACAACAACCACGUUCUUGGUUGGUGGACACCCAACAAGCUGAUCUAGACAAAGACAGAACACCCAUCAAGUCUCUCAUCAAGUCCAACUUUCUGUUUGGGGAGUCGGAAAUCAUCUAUCGCCGGAAUCUCGUAGACUUCCUUCGGGACGGGCUAGCAAACAAAGCAUCAGACAGCAAACCUCAAAAGGUGGUCUUAGUGGGCUGCGCAAUUCUCAACGAAUUGCGGAUUCUCAAGGAUCUUGGGAUCGACUUGCGAGAUAAGGGUUUAUUUGCAAUUGAAGGGAUACUUGACCUCAACACGAUCACCCAGACACUUGACUUGCCCUUCAAAACUCGACCAUCUCUUAUGCGAAUCUUGCAGCAAAUCAACAUCCCAUUUCGAGAGGAGUGCUUACACGACGCUGGCAACGAUGCCCAUUUCACACUCAGAGCACUGCUCAUGCUUGCUGCCAUCGUCUUCGAGCAAAGAGAGGCGGAUGGCAUCACCCAACAAAGAAUCGAUGGUCUAAAGGCUAUUGCACUGGAUCCAAUUGACUUCAGCUUGACUACACCAGACGAAUUAAAGCGGUUGAAGCGAGACAAGGAUGCCAAAAGAGCUGCUGACUGUCGAGCCCGUCCUCAGACCAAGAGAGCCAGCGACUGUCUGGCAGAUGAGGGCGUGGAUGUAUGCCUGGGCACGAUACUUCUUAAUAUGGAAGAUGAGACAUGA
Messenger RNA from Cadophora gregata, 735 nucleotides. RefSeq lists its product as uncharacterized. Gene Ontology annotation, cellular component: nucleus. NCBI's taxonomy places the organism in Eukaryota, Fungi, Ascomycota, Leotiomycetes, Helotiales, Ploettnerulaceae. The record is from RefSeq and is a predicted model, not a curated record. The transcript has 2 exons. Bases 1 to 735 code for a protein of 244 amino acids.